AUGAUUUAUGAUGUCGAAUUAAUUCCCGUUAAUUAUCUUGGUCCUCUUGGUAAACUCGCUUAUAAUAUUGGUAAAAAUUAUCCGCAGUUUGCUAAAUUUUUAAAUUUAUUCGCUAUAGUUAUUCAUUUUAUCGAAGGAUUUUAUGCAUUAUAUCUUUGUAGAAAAUUGAAAUACUCGUUGAAUUGUACGAUGAAAUGGUUUGUGCAAACUGUAAUUCUUGGUUUUCCUUCUCUUAUAUUAUUAAUAAAGCAAAAACAAAGGAAAUUUUUGGACUGA
Messenger RNA from Dracunculus medinensis (Guinea worm), 276 nucleotides. The record is from the annotation of a GenBank genome assembly. NCBI's taxonomy places the organism in Eukaryota, Metazoa, Nematoda, Chromadorea, Rhabditida, Dracunculidae.